CGUAUUGACUUCCCUAGUCUGAAGUGGAAUAUUCCUGAUUGGAAAAACACAUGUGUGGUUAUGUUUUGUUGAUGGGCAUUCAAUGUGUGUGUCUAAAAGGUAGACACAGUCAGUCUCUGUCAUGGAACUCAACUGGGAUGCGCCCCUGAUCAAUGGACAGCAGUCGUUCUUCACAGAGACCAGAUAUAACCAGUUCACCAUCGCUCCACCAUUUGAUUCACACCUUUGUCAGGUGAAGGAAAGAUUCCAAAGCCGGGCUGCAGAAACUUCCAAGAAGAGUCUGACACAAGCGGAGCUACAAAAUGUCCAGGGGACUCCUAGUCCUACAGUUAAGCAGCCGACUGCUGCCGCGAAACCUUCGCUCACAUACCCCGCUCCUCGCAUCCCGUUCCCUCGGCUGUCCAGCCUGACGCACGUAGAGCAGAAGACUUACAUGGAGCUGUUCAGGAAGUACCAGUUCUACAACCCAGCACGGCCGCCUGGACCAGUAGAAAUGAGGGAAAUACAGCAAUUCAGAGACUUACAGAUGAAGGUUGGUCCAGAGCAGGAGGAGUUCAUGGGUUACCUGGAGUUUGUAGCCACACAGAGUCCUCAAGAUUACAGCUUCAUGCAGCCACAGGCUCAUAGAUACAUGCAGGAAGUUCUUUCAGCUAGCAACAGAAGUAUACCAAUGAUGGGUUACCCACAGUUUUACAAGGUUUACCAGACUGUGGGCAUCUCCACUGUGGGCUUCAAAACUGACCCUGUCAUGAGACAUGUCAAAACACUGCUGGAAAUGGGCUCUGUUCCUGGGUUGAAGCUUCCCAAAGCCAAUGAAACGGCCAAGAUUCUGCCUUCAUAUGAAGAGGUUGUGGAUCACAAACCAGUCGACAGUGCAACAAAUGCUGACAGAAGCACCAUGCAAAAGGAGGUGAGUAAAGAUGAGAAUGCAGAGAAACUAGCAGCCAAGUAUGGAGCUGGUAUAGUCCUGUCUGCUGAUGCUCUGUGCACCCUUUUGGACAACCAUGCACCUCACUACCAGGAGCAGUGGGAGCUACCUGUCAUUGUCAAGGAGUCAGCAGCAACAGGAGAUGGUACAAGUACAAGGACUGUUAUCAUUGACAAGCCCCUACCAAAGAAAAAGAUAACCACAAGAGAAAAGAACACACUUUUCCACAGCAUUGCCUUAGAGUUGCUUCUGACAGACAAAAGUGCUGGUACUGCACUGGAGAAACUGAGAUCAGAUAGAUACAAAGACAUGUCAAGCUUAGAUGCCCCCAUUGAAGAAGUGGAACCUUCCAGUUCCCUUGAAAAGGAUACACAACAGGAUGUAACCAAAGAGAAGAUGGGGAGGAGGACAUGUCAAGAAAUGGAGGAAGAUGACUUGCUUGGAAACAAUCAGGAUUUGACAGAUCUGGAAACCUUUGGCGAGGGAAGUAGAAGACGAAACCCUAAGAAAAUGUCGCCUAAGAUGCACGCAGUUCAGACCACAAAGAUCUCACAAGAACAACAAGACAGUGUGGGAGAAACUUGCACUGCAAAUCUAAAAGAUGUUAACUCAGGUGAUGAUCAGUGCAGAGAAUUUGAGCUGGAUAUCGGAAGCUCACAGAUGGAUGUAUCUGAGAAUGAUGAUGAGCCUCAAAUAGAGGCUAAAGAUCCUGUAGAGGAAAGCAAGAACAAUGUUACAACCAGCACACACGCAUCUUUAGAUAGUGAUGUAAACUCUCAGAGAAAAGAAGUUCAACUUGAAGCAGAAGGAGAUAGGAGUGAAGUUGAUAAAGAGGAGACAAAGGAGUUAACAGGAAGAGUACAUCUGAGUCAGGACAGUGACAGUGAUCUUGGAUUGAUGAUCGUGACAGACUCAGAUUCUCAAGGGGAGGGGUCACCUGUAAAAAGGCAAAAGAAGAUGUCUGAAACAUUAGAGUCUAGUGCUGGCAAAGAAGAACCGGGACACUUUUCAAGUAGGAUAGAAGAAAAGCCACAGUUUAAAGAAACAGAGCAAGAAUCUUUAGGGAACAAAGAUGAAGAGAAAAUUGAAGGAGAGAAUGAAAGCAAAGUUAUUGAGUCAGCCAUGACAGGAAUGACCUUGAGGAGUAGAAGGUCAACAGGACAGGCUAAAAGUAGCCCAAUGUCACCACCUGUCAAAAGACAGAGGAUGGAAGAACCUAGCACUGGUAAGGGCAAAGUAGCUAAAGGAAGCCCACCAAAGACAGAAGAAAAGUCAAAAACAGGUUUGCAGAAAAAUUCGAUAGAAUCUGAUGGUUCUUCAGACAGUACUAUUCAGGCAAAAGCACCACAGGUGAUCAAAGACAAAGAUCCUGAAGACAAAAUGGACAGAUCGGAUGAAAAGACUGAUGCAGUGGCUCCUGCAGUUAGAAGUCCAAAGGAAGGAGGCGCUGUUAGCAGGGAAAGGGGUGCAGCAGCUAAGCCUGAGUCAGAAGGAAAGGGUGGAGUUUUAGACACCGUGGGACAGAUUAUGCAGCUACAGGAGAAUCUGCAAAAGUUCCAGCCAGAGGAAAAACAAGGUCAAGUGAAACCUAGUACUCCACGUGGCGUGGCAUUACCACGGCAACCCUCCUCCUGCCCACAACCUGCACCUUUGGGAGUGAAGCCAGCACCACAUUCGCGUGAGCAGCUGGAAUAUUGCUUACCUGCGGAUCUGAAGAUGUGCCAGGAAAACCUGCAGGACUACACCAGGCCUGACAAGCACAAUGUGGUGUACAGUCUCAUGAGUUUUGGCAAGCUGUUGCUUCUGGUCAGGUCUGAACUUCCAGCUGUCUGUAGGACAACUGGGGGUCAUUUCAAGUGGUUUGCUCAUGUGCGUCCCAAGUUGGAGUACCAGCCAGACUUUGGGGUGGAACAGUUGACUCCUGGUGAGAUGUGUAGGGAAUGGAUCAGCACCUACAUCAUGCCUCCGGAAUCACGGCUUAUCAGAGUGAGGAUAAAUGCCUUCACCUCAGAGGUGAUGCUGGUUGAACAGCUGAAGCACAACCAGAUCUUGGACCACAGGGUUCACUUCAGCCCAGCGACAGCCAUGAAGAUGUUACUGAGCAUCCUUGAGAAGGUACAGAGUCUUCCACCAGGACACUUCCUCCUCACUCACAACCCAGGAGACGUGCACAUCUGUAUCUACCAAGGCCUGGACUCUUCAGCAGCAAAGAAAGGAGCCUAUGACCUCCACAGUGCUCACCAGCAGGCAGCAGCCACGCCCACCACAGAGACACGCCCACCUUGGGUACCACUGGACCCCAGCAUCAUCCUGCCUCAGCACUGGCAGAAUGGGCGAGUUCCAGCGACUUUUGAACCCCGACCUCCGAACCCUCCCCCUGGCAAACAGUGGCAGCCACAGGCUGGCAAAAAGAAGGGCAAGAAAAAGAAGAAAAGCAAACAGACGUAAUCUACUAUUUCACUAUAAAGCAGACACUAAACUUUUGCAUUAGGAAUUUUGCUUUACCUACAUUGCAGAUCUAACAAAACACUCUCACUCACUCACUCACUCACCCACUCUCUGGUUUAACCAUGAAAUUUUAAGAAAAAGAUCUGAAUACGAGAGUUCCAUAUGCUUUGUAUAUUUUUAUUUUCUACACAUGUAUGUACAUGUACAAAUACUAAAUGCUUUGCUAACUCACUGUCCAUUGUACAGUGUCAAACAUAUACAGAUUCCAAGCAAAAAAUCAACUCAGGCUUGUCCAAGUUUCAUCUACAUGUGUACAUAUUCUGUUCUUAGUUUACAUAAAUUACAUUGAUGCUUUCCAUAAUGUAAGCUUAUCCCAAUGUUGGACUUUUACGAAGCACCAAAUAGACAAUAGUAACCUUAAGAUCAGUAUUUUCCCUAUGAGAACAGAAUACAGCAUGGAAUAUUAACCAUGUUUCAUCAACCUGUCAUGUUUGAGCAAUGCCAUGGGAUGCUCUUUAUUUGAUAAAACUCAAACAAAAACAUUAAUAAAAUACUUUGAUGAUAAAAAAGAGGAUUCAAUGUGCAUUUUACUUAGAUGCAACAGAUGGUAAUUUUCUAUCAGCCAAAAAGCUUUACCCAAUACAAACUACAAACACUAGCAAUGGCUCAUACCGGUAACAUGCUUUGUUUUCGUCUCCUCAUUAAGAAAUGGUGUGGCUGAUACAACAAGCAAAGAAAAU
This is a messenger RNA of Branchiostoma floridae (Florida lancelet), 4116 nucleotides long. Its product is annotated as little elongation complex subunit 2-like. NCBI's taxonomy places the organism in Eukaryota, Metazoa, Chordata, Leptocardii, Amphioxiformes, Branchiostomatidae. The record is from RefSeq and is a predicted model, not a curated record. Gene Ontology annotation, cellular component: transcription elongation factor complex. The transcript has 14 exons. Bases 122 to 3376 code for a protein of 1084 amino acids. Gene Ontology annotation, biological process: snRNA transcription by RNA polymerase II; snRNA transcription by RNA polymerase III; positive regulation of transcription by RNA polymerase III.